Lepus europaeus (European hare) is the source of this 1972-nucleotide messenger RNA. It is a transcript of the gene KCNJ15, whose product is annotated as potassium inwardly rectifying channel subfamily J member 15. Bases 90 to 1217 code for a protein of 375 amino acids. The record is from RefSeq and is a predicted model, not a curated record. The transcript has 2 exons. Gene Ontology annotation, biological process: potassium ion import across plasma membrane; regulation of monoatomic ion transmembrane transport. Gene Ontology annotation, molecular function: inward rectifier potassium channel activity. Lineage: Eukaryota; Metazoa; Chordata; Mammalia; Lagomorpha; Leporidae. Gene Ontology annotation, cellular component: plasma membrane.
UUGUAAAAGGGGACGGCUUUUCUCUUGUUCUUCCGACGCCACUGAGAUGGAAGACAGCAUGUCAGCCAGGUGGUUCUGAGAGCCUGAGCAUGGAUGCCCUUCACGUGAGCCCUCCCGGGGCCCCUCUGGGGAAGCACACUGCCGGGGCCAUGCUCAAGGCCCACCGGCCCCGAGUCAUGUCCAAGAGCGGCCACAGCAACGUGAGGAUCGACAAAGUGGACGGGAUCUACUUACUCUACCUGCAAGACUUGUGGACGACCGUCAUCGACAUGAAGUGGAGGUACAAGCUCACGCUGUUUGCCGCCACCUUUGUGAUGACCUGGUUCCUUUUCGGAGUGAUCUACUAUGCCAUUGCGUUUAUUCACGGGGAUUUGGAGCCCAGUGAGCGGAUCUCAAAUCACACCCCCUGCAUCAUGAAAGUGGACUCUCUCACGGGGGCCUUUCUCUUUUCCCUGGAAUCCCAGACAACCAUCGGCUACGGCGUCCGUUCCAUCACAGAGGAGUGUCCUCACGCCAUCUUCCUGCUGGUGGCUCAACUGGUCAUCACGACCUUGAUCGAGAUCUUCAUCACGGGCACCUUCCUGGCCAAAAUCGCGAGACCCAAAAAGCGAGCCGAGACCAUCAAGUUCAGCCACUGCGCAGUCAUCACCAAGCAGAACGGGAAGCUGUGCCUGGUGAUCCAGGUGGCCAACAUGAGGAAGAGCCUCCUGAUUCAAUGCCAGCUCUCGGGCAAGCUCCUCCAGACCCACGUCACCAAGGAAGGGGAGCGCAUCCUGCUCAACCAGGCCACGGUCAAAUUCCACGUGGACUCCUCGUCCGAGAGCCCCUUCCUCAUCUUGCCCAUGACCUUCUACCAUGUGCUGGACGAGACCAGCCCCCUGCGAGACCUCACGCCCCAGAAUCUGAAGGAGAAGGAGUUUGAGCUCGUGGUCCUGCUCAACGCCACCGUGGAAUCCACCAGCGCCGUCUGCCAGAGCCGAACCUCCUAUAUCCCGGAGGAGAUCUACUGGGGUUUUGAGUUCGUGCCUGUGGUCUCGCUCUCCAAGAACGGCAAGUACGUGGCUGACUUCAGCCAGUUCGAACAGAUCCGCAAGAGCUCAGACUGUACCAUCUACUGCGCGGACUCCGAGAAGCAGAAACUGGAGGAGAAGUACAGGCAGGAGGAUCAGAGGGAGAGGGAGCUGAGGACCCUCUUGUUACAGCAGAGCAAUGUCUGAUCCCAGGGUGCGGGCUGCCUGCACCUUUGAGAGCUAUUUCACCUGGGUGCUGCCUUCAAUGCCUAAGGUCGCUACGAGAGCAAAAGCACGAGGGCCCGCUUGGAAAGACCGCAGGGACGUACAACGUCCAUCUUUGACUCUGACCGGGUGGCCAAGCAAGCGUGGCCGAGUUCUAGAAAGUUCCUUGGAGUGCCUUGUCUGAACUGAACUCUCAGAACUCAAACUUUCAGAAGUAGGGCUUCCCUUUGAAGAGCGUGGUCUAGAGCAGUUGAGAAAACGUCUUGUUGGACGGAGAGAUAUUUAGCAAUGCUGAUAUUGAGGGGAAAUGUACUUCCAAGGGAGAAUAUCAGCUUUCUUAUAAGGUAUUUAUUUAAUCUGGGUAUCAAAGACAUUAUGGCCAAGGGUUGAAGUGGGGGUCAGUAUUCACUUGCAUCAUUGCUCUGAAACACGCUCCUCUUGUUCCAGCUGAGAGAACGUUCUCUGUGAUCAUGAUUGGUAAUGCCCAAAAAGCACUGGUGGGGAGACUGGACGCUCACAGAGCAUAGUAACUGCAUUUUUACACUUCUUCAGUGGCCUGAACUGAGAGGGCGAAAUCAACCAUAUUCGUAAAUAACAGAUGUGGAGAAUCUCCCUACGGAGCUCAUGCUAUUAUUCCCUUCUAUCCAAAAUGUGGCGCCCGGAGCAUGUAGCAGCUUUUUAGCAGUAUAGAUCCCGAGACUUCAGUGGUACUGGCAGGAUCAGUAUCUGUGUCUUAA